UGAAAAGUCACCUUAUACUCUAUCUUUUGGUAUAUAAAUAUUUAGUUUCAAUCUUAACAAUUUAACCAACUCUUAAUCUUUCUUCCCAAGUGUUAACUUGAGAGAUCAACAUGAGAUUUUUAUCUCAAAAUUGUAAGCUUCCAUGGACAAUACUAUUACUAGUGUUGUUGUCAAUCACACCAUUCACCUUAGCUAAGAAAAAAAUCCAUACAAAAGUUUUUAUGUCUCCGAAGAUUGAACUAAGUCCGGGAUUAGUUUCAAAUAAAAUAUACUAUGACGUUGAUUUUCCAAGAGGUCAUAUUUCACUCAAGAGUUUGAAUGCCGAACUAGUCGAUAAAUCAGGGAAUUCUGUACCACUGCAUCAAACUUAUCUACACCAUUGGGUUGUUGUAAGAUACUAUGAACCUAAACAUGUGACAAAUAAUAGCCAAAAAGGUAUUAUUGUUGUAAGAAAUAAUGGAUUUUGUCAAGACAAUAUUUUUCCACAAUACUUUGGUCUUGGAUCUGAAACAAGAGGCACAACUACAUAUAUUCCUGACCCUUAUGGAGUAGAAAUUGGUAAUCAUGAAGAAAUUCCAAAAGGGUAUGUGGAAAAAUGGUUGAUUAAUAUUCAUGCUAUUGAUACAAGGGGUGUAGAAGAUAAUAUGGGGUGCACUGAGUGUAAGUGUGAUUUGUAUAAUGUUACAAAGGAUGAAAGUGGAAAGAUUUUGAGUCCUAAUUAUAAAGGUGGUUUGCAAUGUUGUCCUGAUAAUAGUAAGUGUAAGUUAAGGGAAGGGUAUUUAGGUCCAAAAUUAAAGCUCUAUUUGAAAUACACAAUUCAAUGGUUCAAUUGGGAAGAGUAUAUGUUGCCUGUGAAGAUUUAUAUAUUUGAUGUUACUGAUACUUUGAAGAUUUCAGAUAAGUCUAAAGGAAUGAUGACUCUAAAGCAUGAUUGCAAGAUUGAAUAUGAAGUUGAACCUUGCAACACAAGUCAUGUGAAUGGUAGUGAUUGUGUUGAUGUGAAGAGAGCAAGCUUUCCGAUACAAAAUGGUGGUUAUGUCAUAUAUGGAGUUGGCCAUCAGCACGCGGGCGCAAUUGGAUCAACGCUAUACGGACAGGAUGGGAGAGUUAUAUGUACUUCAAUGCCAAAAUAUGGAAAAGGAAAGAGAGCAGGAAAGGAGAAAGGUUAUGUUGUAGGGAUGUCGGCUUGUUACCCUAAACCAGGUUCUAUCAAGAUAUCUGAUGGUGAAACUUUAACUCUAGAGGCUAACCACAGUAGCAACAUAAGGCAUUCCGGAGUAAUGGGGCUUUUCUAUUUCUUAGUGGCAGAAAAGCUACCACACCACCACCAUGUCUAACAUUCCUAUCUCAUCAAAUUUGAAUAGUUUAAAUUUCUAUUUGAGUUUUGUUAUUAUUUAGUUGCUUAUGUUAGUAUGUUUUAUUCAAUUAGUUUUCAAUUAAGAUAACAAUUGAGAAAUUUGUUAGUUAAGUUUAUGUGAACAACUCUAUAUAUUUGUUGCACUCAUGUCAUUUCAAUA
Trifolium pratense (red clover) is the source of this 1517-nucleotide messenger RNA. RefSeq lists its product as uncharacterized. The coding region runs from base 111 to 1337 and encodes 408 amino acids. Lineage: Eukaryota; Viridiplantae; Streptophyta; Magnoliopsida; Fabales; Fabaceae. The transcript is spliced from 4 exons. The record is from RefSeq and is a predicted model, not a curated record.